Pocillopora verrucosa is the source of this 1362-nucleotide messenger RNA. Its product is annotated as adenosine receptor A2b. Gene Ontology annotation, biological process: G protein-coupled receptor signaling pathway. The record is from RefSeq and is a predicted model, not a curated record. NCBI's taxonomy places the organism in Eukaryota, Metazoa, Cnidaria, Anthozoa, Scleractinia, Pocilloporidae. Gene Ontology annotation, cellular component: plasma membrane. Gene Ontology annotation, molecular function: G protein-coupled receptor activity.
CAACAAAGCACAGAUGGUAACAGCUGCUUUAGUAAUAUACAUGUGAACUCCGCUUAACGGAUUGAUCGUUUCUGUUGCCUUUCAGAUUGAAGCUCGAUGUUAACCUGAAGAGUUCCUGUUAGGCUGGCAAAGCGAAGUUGUUUGCACCAUCCAUUUAAAUACGGAAAACAAUACUCUUAUAGAGGAAUGAAUAAUAACACUUCAGGGCCAGGUAAUUCCACAUCCACUGGGGAAGAUAAGCAGGUCAUCACCUGGUGUGUUGCAUAUGCACUCGUAACAGUCACUAUCAUAGUGAAUAAUGUGGCAGCCAUAUUGGCAUUUACAAAGUCACGCCUUCUAAGGAAAUUUGGAAACUAUUUCCUUGUUAAUCUGGCAGUGGCGGAUUUGAUGGUCGGGACAAUUGCUUUGCCGUUGUAUAUACAUUUAAUCUACAUAUCACCGCCUAAAACAUCGUUAUCAACCAAACCAGGGCCUUUUCAGAUCGUACAAAUUGCUUUUGAUGUGUUUUCUGGAAUGGCAUCUGUCUUCAUACUCACCGUUAUUUCUUUUGAAAGGGUAUGCGCCAUAUUUUGCCCCCUACGAUAUCGCAGCCUUUCAAAAGCAACCUAUCUCAUUGUAUUAACAGAGGUAUGGAUUCUUGCGGGAGCUCUCACAGGAAUAUGGCUUUUGACUGUGUUUGACUUCAUCCAUCAUAAUAUCUUUGCGUAUAGUUUGGCUAUUUUAUCUUUCACAUCGCUUACGUUGAUGAUAGCUUCUUACGUCGCUCUAUGGCUGAAGAUCAAAAUCUGGAGCCGCAAAACUCAACAGCGAGCGACAGGAGAAAAAGAACGCAACUUAGCAAUGGCCAUCGCUAUCAUAACUGCAGUAUUCUUGUUAACCUGGUCACCAUUUCAUAUCAUGAAUAUCUUGAUAAACUUUAAAAAAUCUCUCCUAGAUGGGAUUCCCUAUGAAGCCAUCUAUUUUGCAAAGUUUUUACAUUACAGCAACUCGAUUGUUAAUCCAGUGAUUUACUGUUAUAAAAUCUCUGAAUUCAGAAGAGCAUUGAAGUCCUUGAUUUCAAGAAAACAAAAGAAAAGAGAAACACGAGUUUGAUUCAAGUUCAGUAAAAGUUGAAGAAAUAUUAUAAUAAUAAGCCCUUGAUUUCAAGAAAACAAAAGAAAAGAGAGACAAGAGUUUGAUUCAAGUUUAGUAAAAAUUGUAGAAAUAUUAUGUCUCACGAAGAGGAGGAUAACGAUACGAUUCAACGCAUAUAUUUAUCGAAGGCAGUGUAAUAACUAAGUUAUUUACUCAUGAACUUACAUUUACUCAUUUCCUAAAUGUACAUACCAUACGCACGUUCCUGAUCUAUACAAUAAAUCUAAA